This is a messenger RNA of Didymodactylos carnosus, 1188 nucleotides long. Lineage: Eukaryota; Metazoa; Rotifera; Eurotatoria; Philodinida; Philodinidae. The record is from the annotation of a GenBank genome assembly.
AUGUUGAUCAGUGGCACAUAUAUUUUACCAUCAUCUCUAGCAGAAAAUGAAGAAUCAUUAACUACAAUUAAUCCAACAAUCAAUGUUCAUAAAAAGUCUCCAAAUAUAUUUAGUACAUGUCGUGAAAAAGUCAUAGUUCCUAGAUUAUCAAACGUCUCGAAUAUAUCUAAAUAUUCACCACAAAAAACAAUAUCACAUAAUGGGCAUGAUUCCACAGAAAUAAAGCUUAAUGGUAGUGUAAAAGCAUUUGCUAAAACAACAACUGACAAUAUUUUGAAUAUUAGUUCGGAAGAUAAUGAUGAAAAAUUGAAAUAUUAUAAAUUUUGUAAAAAUUUAAUAUUUACUUUUGAACCUAUAUUCAGUGGUUUCAUCCUACUUCCAAUUAUAGCCUUAUUUUGGCAAACAGGAUGGAAUUUAACAUUAAUUACGUUGAAGUUUUCCAGUUCAUUUAAUAUGACUUUGCAUGUCAUACCAGAAAUAGUUGGCAAAGUGAAUGAAACAACAACAACAAACCAGCCCUAUUGGUAUUUGUCGUUAAUAAUACCUUAUUUUAUAUCACAAUUUAUUCUAUUAGUCAUUUAUCUUUCACAAAAUUUAGUCUACAACUGUAUAAAGUUCAAAUAUAGUCCGCAUAGUGUAUGUUACUAUUUAUUUUUAAAAAUUCAUAUUUUUAUACUUGGAACAAUUUAUAUUGUUCAAUGGACAACAUUAUGGACUCUAUGGGAUCAAUAUAUACUGAAUGAUUAUUAUUUUAAAUUACUACUUAGUUUAGCUGCUAUAUUUGUAUUAAUCGUUUUAAAUGGAAAUUUAUGUAAUUUAGUUUGUGCACCAUUAGUAAUUAGUUAUGACUCCGUCGAUUUUUCUAUACAAAUUGAAUGUCCACUUUCAACAGAAAAGAUGAAUCAAUAUGCUAUUAACAUAAUCAAUUAUAUUUUAUAUGAAUAUUGUGUUUCCAUAUUAACAAUAUUAUCAUGGGCAGGUUUCUAUUACUAUCUCGACGUAUGUUUAUAUCCAGACAAUAUUAAUCUAUCAGCAUCUUUAUUACAAACAUCAUCAUCGAUUAAUGGUCCAUCAUCAAGCAUGCCCGAUUAUUUAAAUUUAUUUCCAUUGUAUCCUAAUUAUUAUUUGACAUUUUUUCUAAUGGAUCAAUCUAUGUUAGCACAGAGUAAACAAAUAUUAAAAAACUAG